GAUUCACAAUUGUUGCCUAGCAACAGCCAGUGCAUUGCCCACCAGUCGUCGUGUCUCCCCCUAGUUCAUAUUCUGUGUACUGCACCUUGGAGCCAGCGGGGGAAUACACUUAAAAAAAUGGAGGAAGAACCCAAGCGGGAGCCCUAUUAUAUCCCUGGUUAUGGAGGAUUUUACCCCCAACUAUGUUACCAUCUGGGCAACACCACAAGCCGCCUCCUUACACACCCCUCCGUGAUGAGAAUCCCCCCGACCCAACCCCCCACCCAGACAACAGAUCAGCCCCCAAAAUUACACCAUUCACACGCUGGCAGCUUAUCUACGGGCACAGGUGUGUUACCAGAGAUUUACAUUCCACCGGGAUAUACAGGUCACCAGCCUAUGUUGCAGUUUCGGCACGCUGCCUCCUUCAGUCGCACGGUCACCAAUGCAGUGGAUGACUUUUUAGAAGUUCGAUCAUCAGCGACCGGAUUGAAAGAAAAGCGUCCAGGGGGCGACGGCAGCGCAAAGGACUCUUAUACCACGAGACACUGGAAACCGAAGGCAGAACAUAAAUCCUCCUUAACUACUUACGUUAUGACACCGAAAAUAAACCCGCCACAUAAUCUGCAACGUAAUGCUAUACCAGGUUACACAGGCUUCAUUCCUCGCUACCACUGGAGUAUGGGUGUAGGUUUUGCACCAGGGGUUAAGGAGAGUAUGGAUGAAUUUGACCGGAGACAGAUUCAGAUGAGAUCUCCUCUCACCAGCCUGGAACAAAGAAUGAAAGAAACUUACUGGCCUAAAAGCAAGAUCUAUAGCCCCGCUGGCCUCUUGCCCAAAUACACAGGCUUUGUACCAGGCUCCAGGGACACAUUUGGCACAACCUAUGGAAACACCACUAGGCAGCUCUACAUCAAGUACCCUCUGUAAGAAGAGCCAGGACAAGGCAUUAUGAAAAAUGCUUUAAUGGUGGUGUGAAGUUCUGUACAGCACAA
This is a messenger RNA of Hyla sarda, 974 nucleotides long. RefSeq names its product ciliary microtubule inner protein 2A (gene CIMIP2A). NCBI's taxonomy places the organism in Eukaryota, Metazoa, Chordata, Amphibia, Anura, Hylidae. The coding region runs from base 118 to 909 and encodes 263 amino acids. The record is from RefSeq and is a predicted model, not a curated record. The transcript has 7 exons.